Molecule: messenger RNA, 3714 nt
Organism: Lemur catta (Ring-tailed lemur)
Lineage: Eukaryota; Metazoa; Chordata; Mammalia; Primates; Lemuridae
Gene: DDX31
Product: DEAD-box helicase 31
Exons: 20
Coding region: 60-2312 (750 amino acids)
Biological process (GO): ribosome biogenesis
Cellular component (GO): nucleus
Molecular function (GO): nucleic acid binding; ATP binding
Source: RefSeq, a predicted model, not a curated record
UUCUGCUUCGUGAGCCGCCUGCGCGCCGGGCCCCCGGCGACUCCGCGCCCUGGCCGGCCAUGGCAGCCGCCGACGGCUCGCUCCUCGACGUGGUCGCCGCCCCCAGGACGUUCUCCAGACGACCCCGAGCCCAGGCGGGGCAGCAAGCAAAGGCUACCAAAAGAAAGUACGGAGCGUCCAGUGAGGCUCCCCCAGCAAAACGGAGGAAUGAAACAUCAUUUCUCCCAGCCAAGAAAACUAGUGUUAAAGAAACUCAAAGGACUUUUAAGGAGAAUACACAAAAAACGUUUUCUCCAAAGAAGUAUUCACUUAGCACAAAUGAUAGAAACCAAGAGGAGAAACGGUGCAUUAAGACUUCAUCGUUGUUUAAAAACAACCCUGAAAUUCCAGAACUCCACAGACCUGUAGUAAAACAAGUGCAAGAAAAAGUGUUUACUUCAGCUGCUUUUCAUGAAUUGGGCCUUCACCCACAUUUAAUAUCCACAAUAAGUACGGUCUUAAAAAUGUCUAGUAUGACCCGUGUUCAGAAGCAAACUAUUCCUGCAUUGUUGGAAGGCAGAGAUGCUCUUGUGAGAUCCCAGACGGGCUCAGGUAAAACUCUCGCCUAUUGCAUUCCUGUGGUCCAGUCCCUUCAGGCAAUGCAGUCAAAAAUACAGCGCAGUGAUGGCCCCUAUGCUCUGGUACUAGUACCAACAAGAGAGCUGGCUCUACAAAGCUUUGACACAGUCCAGAAACUGCUUAAGCCAUUUACCUGGAUUGUGCCUGGAGUGUUAAUGGGAGGAGAGAAGAGAAAAUCAGAAAAAGCCAGACUCCGCAAAGGAAUAAAUAUUCUUAUCUCAACUCCUGGACGUCUGGUGGAUCAUAUAAAAUCCACAAAGAACAUUCAUUUUAGUCGGAUACGGUGGUUGGUUUUUGAUGAAGCAGACAGAAUCUUGGAUUUGGGUUUUGAAAAGGAUAUCACAAUAAUACUCAAUGCUAUAAAUGCCGAAUGCCAGGAACGACAGAAUGUCUUGCUGUCGGCGACGCUCACAGAAGGUGUAAUGCGGCUAGCUGAUAUCAGUUUGCACAGUCCAGUCACUAUUUCUGUCCUGGAUGAAAGCCAUGGCCGGUUUAACCCAAAGGGUAAAGUGGCCCAGGAAGUCUCUCGUCCACAAACUGGUGAUGAGCUGGACAGCUUUGCAAUACCAGAGCGUUUGGACCAGCACGUGACAUUGGUUCCCAGCAAACUGAGGCUUGUUUCCCUAGCGGCCUUCAUCCUUCAGAAAUGCAAGUUUGAAAAAGACCAGAAGAUGAUUGUCUUUUUCUCAAGUUGUGAGCUGGUGGAGUUCCACUACAACCUCUUUCUACAGACCCUGCUGAGCAGCUCAGGCACCCCGGCAUUAGGGCAGUUACCAUCUGCCUCCACACGAUUAAAAUUCCUACGGCUGCAUGGCAACAUGGAGCAGGAGGAAAGAACAGCGGUGUUUCAGGAAUUCUCACAUUCCAAAAGAGGUGUCCUUCUUUGCACGGAUGUUGCAGCUCGGGGCUUAGACCUCCCUCAAGUCACGUGGAUUGUUCAGUACAACGCUCCGUGUUCACCUGCAGAAUACAUCCACCGGAUUGGAAGAACUGCCCGGAUUGGCUGCCAUGGGAGCAGCCUGCUCAUUUUGGCUCCUUCGGAGGCAGAAUAUGUCAACUCGUUGGCUUCUCACAAAAUCAACAUUUCUGAGAUUAAGAUGGAGGAUAUUUUGUCUGUUCUGACAAGGAGUGAUUGUUUUAAAGGGCGACAAUGGAGAAACCAGAAAUCCCAUGCUGUUGGCCCCCAGGAAAUCCGAGAGCGAGCCACGAUCUUGCAGACGAUAUUUGAAGAUUAUGUGCACUCCAGUGAGAAGAGGGUUUCCUGGGCAAAGAAAGCUCUUCAGUCCUUCAUCCGAGCCUAUGCAACCUACCCCAGAGAGCUGAAGCACAUCUUCCAUGUUCGAUCCCUCCACCUUGGUCAUGUGGCUAAGAGCUUUGGGCUAAGAGAUGCCCCCCAAAAUCUUAGUGUCUCAGCUCUAAAGAAGAGGAAAGCAAACCUGAAAAGGCCUGACCUUCAUAAGAAGACCCGGAGUAAACACCACCUUGCUGAAAUCUUACGUUCCGAAUACUCAAGUGGGAUGGAGGCCAGCGUUGCCAAGGUCAAAAAGCAAAACAAACACGAAGAGCCCGGCAGCCAACUGCUGCGGCUCGGUGUGCAGCCAGCACCCUGUCUUGGCCGUGGGAAAAAAUUAAGAAACGGAGAAAAACCAAAGAAGGCUUACGGAGACAUCAAGACCUCCGGGAAAGUUUUUUAAAAGUCUCCCUCCACAGCACUGGAUCUGAGAGUGCGUCCUGGAGGCCCCAGUGGCACUAGAUUGAUGUCCUCUUCUUGUCAGAGGAGCCCUGUGAAAAAUAACUGUUGCCUUCUUCUGAAUGCUAAGUCCCUAAGACGCAUAGGAGCCCCAGCUGUUGUCUUUUGUGGGAGGAGCCCUGAUAGAAGUCAGAGCAGAGAGUCAGCACGGUGUCAACUAUCCAAAUAAUGCAGACGGUGUCUACACCGCGUAUUUAUUCCAUCAGUGCCAGACGUUUGCCUUCACCCAUAGAUGAGAUUGUCCCCAACACUUGGCGUGAUGAUGUCCUGUGCACCAGCCUGGCCAGGGUUUGGUUCUUGCCCCGUAAUAGUUCUGGGGAAGUUUUGCAACUUCAGCCCUAUCAAUGCAUAUAUUGGCUUGAAUUUCGUGACCUAGGAUGUUAAAAACUGGAUUUGAAUUUAUAAAAACAGAAAAAGAUAGUUAUCAAGUACUCAUUUUCUUUAUGUACAAAUGCUUUGUUAGGAAGGACCAAAAGUUUUUGGUCUGGUUCAAAAAUACUAAUGUGUUUUCAGGCACAUUAGGAGCCCUCCCGUUUUCUUCUAGAAACGUGCUUCUGUAAACACAAUGUGCUAUUUACAUGCACUACCCCUUCUUUCAUGUCCACAGAAAACUCACUGUCUCAGGGCUAAUUGAUUUACUGUUGCCUUUUUAUUAUUUGCCUUUGAAGUCAAAAGGCACCAGCAUCCUGAGCUGGUUUCCCCCAUCAAAUUCCAUCUUCAGGAAAAGUCUGGGGGUCUUUGUAAUGUAACCCAGGCCACAGCUGCCCUCCUCCCUCCGUUGUGUUUUCUGGGAGGUUUGAAAGAGGCCCCCCGGAGUGCAUUGAUUUCCCAAUAAAUGUAAGAUUUGGACACUUACAGAGGGGUCCAAAAGAGAAAGGGUUAAAAGGCUCAGCACAAAAAAAAAAAAAAAAGCCUCAGCACUGCUGUCUGGGCAUGGCUCCUGCCCUCCUCACUGUGUCUCUCGUUCUCAGUUUUCUCCCUCCUGCUCUGCAGUGACUGUGCAGCCAUCCGUGCUUUCCUAGGAUGAGUGUGUUGAGGCACCACUUCAGUAAACGCCCAGAUUCCCGGGAACCAAGUGGCCAGGGGAGGGUGGUGAGAGUUGCAAGGUGGGCCUUUCUGCAGAGCAUGGAGGGGUCGGCAUCCUUGCCUCCAUUCCAGACACCAGGAGUGCAGCUGACACUGCACCAGCAAGGGCUCCAGCAUGGGGCGACUGUGACCCUAAAGAGGCUUGAUCCUUUGCCAUGGGAAAAACUGGACCUUCUCAGAGUUGGCAGUCACAGACAAACUGAUAGAGACAGUUGGUGAAACUUGUAAUGAUAAUAAAGACAAACCUGUAGAACACGUCA